Laetiporus sulphureus 93-53 is the source of this 1623-nucleotide messenger RNA. RefSeq lists its product as uncharacterized. Lineage: Eukaryota; Fungi; Basidiomycota; Agaricomycetes; Polyporales; Laetiporaceae. Bases 22 to 1251 code for a protein of 409 amino acids. The transcript is spliced from 2 exons. The record is from RefSeq and is a predicted model, not a curated record.
CUUAGUUUUUUUACGGAUCGUAUGGAUAAACAUGACUGUAACGAAAUUUACAAUGCUUACUGUCGUCUCACGCACGACCAACUCUUGAUGUUCCUUAAAAUACGAUCUCUCCCGACAGGCGGGACAGACCACGAGCUCGCAUCACGACUUGCACAACACGAUUUACACAUCUAUCACCUCCUCCCGGCUAUCAAUGGCAUGACAAGCUCGUCUGCCUUGUCCUCGCCCACAGACGGAUUAAAGCAACGUCUCCGACAAGCCAGAAUUCCCGACUUGCCGGUGGAGUUGCUGGCUGAGAUAAUGGACCGCGUCGGGGACUGGGAACUAGCGAAAGCAGUUGGAGUACCAUCAUCUCUACCCGAGCCGCUCGAAUGGACACGGGCAUCUCCUUCCGACUAUGCCAUAUUGACAGGAUAUCUCCCUGUCAUCCGUGCAUCUGACCCAGCCACUCAUCCGCCCACAAGACUUGGAGCAAUACUCGCCGCCCGCUUUGGCUACGUCAAUGUGCUGGAGUAUUUCUUCACACUGCAUCGCUCAACAUUUAUGCACAUGUACGAGAAAGACCUCCUCCCCGUUACAGCAUCGUUGCAUGGCCGCACAACCGUCCUUUCCUGGUGGAAACAUGCUCACGACCAGCAUCCGGAUUUGCUACCUUUGCCUAAACCUAAUUCUAUCGCGGAUACGAUCGAUGGCGCUUCUCGCAAUGGGCAGGUAGCGUCGCUCAACUGGUGGCUCCAUUCCGGAAUCCGGCUUGAGUACACGAUAGCGGCGCUUGAAACAGCGAGUUCGAAGAACAGGCUUGCUGUGCUUGCAUGGUGGAAGCAUGCUAACAGCGCGUACGGACUUCCGUUGAAGAUCGGGCGUGUGAUGGACAUGGCGAGCAUGGCGGGGCACGUAGAUGUGCUUGAGUGGUGGGCACGUUCGCAACUCGACUUCAAGUAUGAUAUACAUGCGCUGUACCAUGCUAGCUGCCACGGCAAUGUGGACGUCCUAAAAUGGUGGCUCGGCAGCGGAUUACAAGUGGUGUUCGACCAGGAUUCAUUGACUGGAGCGACGCGGCAUAACCGUCCAGAGGUGCUGGAAUGGUGGGACAAGAGUGGAUUGCCCAUCCAGUACCGUAUGUGCGACAUCGAGGAGGCCUUGGAGGACGCGAUUGGCGGUGGCGAGGCGGCGCGGGAGUGGUGGAAGCGGAAGGGUGUCGACUUCAAUGCGAACGACAAGGAGUGGAUGAAGUUGCGAAAUCUCAAUUAGGGCAUUACAGCGCACUCGUAGGUCGUGGUCUUUUACUCUUUUACUGUUAUAUAGGAUGAUGAUUCCAAUUUGCUGUCCGUGUACCUCUAUCUAUCCAUAUCUCCGUCUGAUACAUUCUCAUUUGCGUGCGGUAGUCACUAUACUCGUAACUGACAUUGAGUUUUCGUCACUGUAGCCUUUAGAAUACGGUUCUUCCGCUGAUCACUACGUCGUGUCUGCACCAUUAGAGCCACCUAGCAUAGACAAAGGAUGUAUCAUGGAUAACCAGGAUUACAUAGACAAUGACAACUGUGUCAGAAGGCAGGUCCCCGCGGAUAGCGACGAUCUCGACAACAAAAGUUGGCGAAAAAGUCACGUCGAGCGACGCCCACC